GCCCUCUUGAAUAAGUAGGAACAGAUGCACAAGGAUGGCUGGCAUCUGCAUCUACCCAAAGUAAAUUAUGAAACAAGUCCAACUAUAAUGUCAAUUUGGUCGUUCUGAUGAAGUCCGUCUAGAAACGAGUAUCUCGAUUUGAACAGGUAAGCAAAGUGCUGCUGAUAAAAGUACUUUCAAAAAUUGAACUGAUCAACUUUCGCUUCUGUAUUUUAGAUGAUCACAAUUUGAUCUGUAAAGCUUGCCAAAAAAAAAAAAAAAUUGUUAGAAAUGAUUGUCUCACCAAGGCAUCUCAAAUUUCUCCUUCUUCUGUUGUCUCAAUUAUUUUCUUGUGCAUCUCCAUUAUCCUUCAACUUCUCCACCUUUCCAAAUGGCAUCAACACCUUAUCUCUCGAGGGAGAUGCUUACAUUGAUGGAAAAUUCCUUCGACUCACCAAAAGCACUGUUGACGACGUACAUGAACAAAGUGUCGGUCGAGCCACCUACAGCCAACCCUUCCUCCUCCGCGACAAGGCCACAGGAAAGCUUGCCGAUUUCACAACAAACUUCACGUUUGUCAUCGAUUCCCGAGGCAAGACACCCUACGCGGACGGACUAGCCUUCUUUUUGGCACCAAACGGGUCCUUACUCAACAGCACAAUAGGCAGAGGCGGCAGUCUAGGACUCCCCGUCGACAACCUUCCCCACAACGUGUCAAAAAGUCAGUAUCCUUUUUGGGCGGUGGAGUUUGAUAUCUACCGGAAUGAAGUGACGUCCGUGGAAGAUCCUGCCGGAGAUCACGUCGGUGUAGACAUCAACUCUGUGAAGUCUAAGAUGACCGAAUCGUGGAAUGGUAGUAUUACAAACGGACAAGUCAAUAGUGUUGGCAUUAGUUAUGAUUCUGCAUCAAACCAUGUUGGUAUUGUUUUCACAAGUUAUGUGAAUGAUGUUCAAGUGAUGAAGCAUAUCGAUUGCAGGGUUGAUUUGAAUGAGAUUCUCCAGGGUUGGGUCAUUGUUGGGUUCUCCGCUGCAACAGGUUCUCUGACUGCUGUGGACAAGAUCAAAUCAUGGAGUUUUAAUUCGAUUCAACUGCAUGAAGAGAAUGCAACGAAGAACACUUCGGUGGUUCCUGAGCCGAGCCCCAUUGUUGACCCCAAGUUAGGAAAUGGGACCGAUAUAGGACUAAUUUUUGGGUUGGGUGCCGGUGGGAUUGUUUUCUUAGUUGGUGGGUUGGGUUUGGUUUGGUUUUUGAUCUGGAAGAAGAGGGGAAGUAGUUCAGAAGAUGGAAUGGUUAAUGACUGGAUCGAUAAGGAAUUCCAAAAGGGGACAGGCCCGAAGAAGUUUUCGUACAGAACAUUGGCAGCAUCCACGAGUAAUUUUGACGAAAGAGAGAAGCUUGGAGAGGGAGGAUUUGGUGGGGUUUAUAGAGGCUUCAUAAAAGACUUAAACACGUACGUUGCUGUUAAGAGGAUAUCAAGCAAGUCUAGACAGGGGAUGACGGAGUAUGCAGCAGAAGUAAGGAUCAUCAGUCGGCUAAGGCAUCGGAAUCUGGUGCAACUCAUUGGUUGGUGCCAUGAAAAUAGAGAGCUCUUACUUGUCUCUGAGUUCAUGUCCAACGGCAGCUUAGAUUCCCAUUUGUUCAAAGGGAAAAGCUUGUUAGCUUGGGAGGCAAGAAACAAAAUUGUUCUAGGUUUGGCAUCCGGGUUGUUGUAUCUACACGAAGAAUGGGAACAAUGUGUGCUGCACAGGGAUAUCAAAUCCAGCAAUAUCAUGUUGGACUCAAAUUUCAACGCAAAACUAGGGGAUUUUGGGUUAGCUCGGCUUGUGGACCAUGGAAAGCAAUCACAAACAACAGUUUUGGCCGGAACUAUGGGUUACAUGGCUCCUGAAUGUCUUACCACAGGAAAGGCUAGCAAGGAAACAGAUGUCUACAGCUUUGGAGUUGUAGCUUUGGAGAUAGCUUGUGGGCGAAAACCCAUUGAUCCCAUGUCGGGAAGGAGUAAAAUGAAUAUGGUGGGGUGGGUUUGGGAGCUUUAUGGAGAAGGGAAAGUCAUUGAAGCGGCUGACCCUAAAUUGUGUGGAGAGUUUGAUGAGAAACAAAUGGAGUGUUUGUUGAUUGUUGGUUUGUGGUGUGCUCAUCCGGAUUACACGAUCAGGCCUUCGAUACGACAAACAAUUCAAGUGCUUAAUUUCGAAGUCCCAUUGCCUACUCUCCCGUCAAAGAUGCCGGUGGUUGGCUACUUUUCACCUCCGCUAACAUUGUCAAUUUCGUCUACUGAUACUACAGAUUUGGAAAGAGGGGAAACAUAUUCUUCAGGUUAUCGUUACAACACGAAUUCCUCACUGUUCACUAAAUCAUCUGCAUCAAAUUCUUCUCUAUCAGCACACUUUGGUACACAAUAAAUUUUAAUUUAAUGAUUCUGUUUUACGUAUAUAGAAUUUGUUUAGUAAUUUUUUUUUAUUUUUUUUAUUUUUUUAUGUUUGAUUAUAUUGUAUAUGCACUGGAACUGGAAAAACAAGAAGUUUCAGAGUGGACAAGCUCGACUCUGUUCUCCAA
Pyrus x bretschneideri (Chinese white pear) is the source of this 2536-nucleotide messenger RNA. Its product is annotated as L-type lectin-domain containing receptor kinase IX.1-like. Lineage: Eukaryota; Viridiplantae; Streptophyta; Magnoliopsida; Rosales; Rosaceae. The transcript has a single exon. Gene Ontology annotation, biological process: protein phosphorylation. Gene Ontology annotation, cellular component: plasma membrane. The record is from RefSeq and is a predicted model, not a curated record. Gene Ontology annotation, molecular function: ATP binding; carbohydrate binding; protein kinase activity. The coding region runs from base 271 to 2382 and encodes 703 amino acids.